Messenger RNA from Dentiscutata heterogama, 299 nucleotides. Lineage: Eukaryota; Fungi; Glomeromycota; Glomeromycetes; Diversisporales; Gigasporaceae. The record is from the annotation of a GenBank genome assembly.
GCGACGAAAUUCAUGCUAUCGAGGCGCAAAAACUAUUUCAAAACGAAAUAAGAUUAAUAUUAAAAGAAAAUGAAUAUUUACAAAAGGAAAAUGAAGAAUUAAAAAAUCAAAUCGAAAAAUUAGAAAGUCAAAUUGAAGCAGAAAGACAAUAUGCUAAAGAUGAAAGAGAACAUGCUAAAGAAAUAAGACAACAAGCUAGACAAGAAGCUAGGGAAGAAGGGCAACAAGCAAGACAAGAAAGACAAAAUUUACAAAAAUUUAUUCUAAGGGUCGUAUCUAACAUAGUAUUGAAGGAUGUU